AAAUAGCCAUUUAAAUGUUUGUCAAGCAUUUUUUUUGUACACUUAUCUCUUAUUUAUUAAGCGAAAAAUAAUGUUUCUCUAAUGAUUAUUAUCUUUUACGUGCUCUUGGCAAACGCUGGAAGAUAGAGAGAUAGUGGCGUAGGGAAAGAGAGAAACCUUUUGAGAGAGAAGUGACUUCAUUUAAUGUUACCGCAUAGAAAAUGGCUGCUUCUGAUAAUGAUUCAAGAACUACGGAAAUAGUAAGGGGACAAGUCUUUGAAGUCGGACCCCGCUACACUAACUUAAAUUAUAUUGGGGAAGGUGCAUAUGGAAUGGUCGUAUCAGCUCUAGAUACUAUUACCAAGGAAAAAGUAGCUAUAAAGAAAAUUUCACCCUUCGAGCAUCAGACUUAUUGUCAGAGGACAUUGAGAGAAAUUAAAAUCCUUACAAGGUUCAAACAUGAAAAUAUUAUUGAUAUUCGUGAUAUACUGAGAGCCCCAACUAUUGACCUGAUGAAAGAUGUUUAUAUUGUGCAAUGUCUUAUGGAAACAGACUUGUACAAAUUAUUGAAGACACAGAAACUUGGUAAUGAUCACAUUUGUUAUUUCUUGUACCAGAUUUUAAGAGGACUGAAAUACAUCCAUUCUGCAAAUGUGCUACAUAGAGACUUGAAACCCAGCAACUUGCUACUCAAUACUACUUGCGAUUUAAAAAUUUGUGAUUUUGGAUUAGCCCGUGUAGCAGAUCCAGAUCAUGACCACACAGGUCUUUUAACUGAAUAUGUUGCUACUCGAUGGUAUAGAGCACCAGAAAUUAUGUUGAAUAGUAAAGGUUAUACAAAGUCAAUUGACAUAUGGUCAGUAGGUUGUAUUUUAGCAGAAAUGUUGUCUAACAAGCCAAUUUUUCCUGGUAAACAUUAUCUGGAUCAAUUGAACCACAUAUUAAAUAUUGUUGGAUCCCCCUCACAAGAAGAUAUGAAUUGCAUCAUAAAUGAAAAGGCUCGUACAUAUUUGCAGUCUUUGCCUAGAAAACCUAAGGUUCCAUGGACAAGUCUGUAUCCUUCAGCCAAUGUUCAAGCUUUGGAUUUAUUAGAUAAGAUGCUCACCUUUAACCCACAUAAGAGAGUUACAGUUGAAGAUGCUCUGAGUCAUCCGUAUUUUACUGAAUAUUAUGACCCUGAAGAUGAGCCUGUAGCUGAAGAACCAUUUAGGUUUGAAAUGGAAUUGGAUGAUCUUCCUAAGGAGCGCUUGAAAGAACUUGUAUUUGAAGAGACUGUUGCUUUCCAAAGAAGAAUGCAAAUGGAACAGUAAAUAUAACAUUUUACUGAAUGUUGGUGCUAGCACUCUGCUUCCGUGCUGAAGUAAGAAUUCCUUUCCUUGGAUUUUCCCCAAGUGUCUUGUGGUAAAAGAUAAACACAUAAUUUUUUUUGGAAGCAGCAUACUUGACUGUUUGUUAACUCAUGUAGGGCCUGGUGCCUGUGUAUGCUCUGCUUAUAUAUAUAUAUAUAUGUGUGUGUGAUGUACAGAUUCUUUAAUUCACUUCUCCUUAACAGCUGUGCUUGAUGGACCACUGAACUGUGAUUAGAUUUCUUCACAUUGCUUUUCAUGUUGUUAAAUUUGCUUAUUGCAAAGGACCAUGCACGAUCUAACAGGAAAAGUGUUUUUAGUUUUAAAGUUGUUGUUUUUUUUCCCCAAAGAAAUAUUGCAGAAUUUUGAAAGAUCCUGAACAAAAGUUUUAAUUGCCAAAGUCUUCAACAAAAAAAUUUGUUUUGGAGGUUUAAAAUUUUUUUAAAAAUAUUAUUUUUGCGUUGAAAAAAGUCUGAUUUAUUUUGAAUAGGAUGCAUUUCUGUGCAUUUUGAAUGUUUACUGAUUUCUAUAUUCAAAACAAACAGUUUAAUAUUGGAAAAGUUUUUCAGAACAGUUUUUAUCUAUGAAGAGUUUUUCUCUUUUAUGCUCAAUGCUUAAAAAAUGGCUCAUUUCUGGUUGUCAUACAGUCCGUAGUUUAAAAUAUUAUCUUUUAAAUAUGAAAUAAUUUUUAUUGAAAUGCUUAAAUUCACUGUACUAGAACAUGCUAGAAAUUAUCUUAUAUUUUCAUUGUGAAUGUUCAUUUUUAUGCUUAUUAUUUUAUUUCUUUUUAAAUUAGAUUUAUAAACUUUGCUGGUGUAUUAUCCAUGACACUUAUGUUAAUUUAAUCCAAGAAAAAUUUCAUGUUGCAAAAAACUGUUUUUUUUUUCUUUAAAUUUUAAAUGGUUUAAUAACUUACAAACUGUCAAUUUUAAAGUUGGUACUCAGCAUAAACUUUUGUUUAAGGAGUUUAUUAAAUGACACUCUUCAUUUAAAAAAGAGAUCAUUUGUUUUUCUUAAAAAAUGUAUAUGUUCCUUUAUGUUGAUUAUUAGCAUUACACAUUUUUAAAAAUCUUCAGUUGGUACAGAUAAUAAAAGCAGAUUAAUACAAGCCUUUCCUUUGCAUUAAAACUACUUCAUUUUUAAGCUUUCUAACCUACGACUUUCAAUGCAUUAAUGUACGUUAAACGUUAUUAUAUUUACCGAAAAAGAAGUUAAGGAAAUUUAUUUGUUUAGAGAAAUGUUUUUUUUUUUAUUACUUCUAAUUAAAAUGUAAUCUGCUGUAAAAAAAAUGCACCCCUUACCCCAGAUUCACAAUCACUAUAUUUCUGUUACCCCACACUUCCUUUUGUAAUGAUUGGUUCAUCUGAAAAAUUUCAAUAAUUUUAGUUAAUGAAUAUGCAAAAUUAAGGCCAUUUUUGCUUCAAGUAGCAAAAAACAAACUUGGUGGUGUUGUGAACAUAGCUCUGCAUUUCUGUAGGGUAUUAUGUCCUCAAGUUUCGAAUUUAUAUAGAAAGUUUAUUGAAAUCUAUGGGGAGAAGAAAGGAGUGACUUUUUACUUAAUUGUAAGUUUAUUCAUCUAAUACUAAUGUUUACUUCUACAAACAGCUAAAAUGUAUGUAAUUAAGAUAAGUUUGUUUUAAAUUGUAUAUUUUUGAUGGCUUUUGAGGAAAAAACAGAUUAAUAUAAUUUUGAAUACUGCAAAAGUUAGUAAUUUUUUGACCCCUUAUUUUUCGGAAUAAUUUUUUUUUAAUUUAUGAAUUUCUUAAUGAAUUAUUUAUUGAACCACUUAUUUUGAAAGAAAUUUUUUUUUUAUGUCUUUGUCAAUUUGAAGACUAACUCUUUCUUAUGUACUGAUAAUCUUGUUUAUUUCAUUAAAUGUAAGGCAAUUUUUCAAAUACUUUAAUGAACUCUUGGCUGCCCUCCACAAAAUUAAACAAAUUGAGUAAUACUUUAGUGUUUGAAAAGGUAACAUAGAAGGGGAAUAUCAAAUGUUUUAUUUUCCAUUAUUAAAAAUACUAAAUAUGUGUUACUGCAAAAAUAUAGGUUCGCAAUUCUUAGAGCAAAGCAUCACUAUAAAUUACAUCUAUGCGAAUUCAUUUUUAUCUUAUUUUAUUUGAUAUUAUUUCUCAGGAAACAUCUUUUAAUAAUCAUCUUUUUUUAUGACUAUUGUUGAUCAUAAAAGUUAUAAAUUAAAUCUUGAGAUUUUUUCAGCCUUAGAAAACGUCUGCACUAUAUCCUCAACGACGUUUUUUUUUUUAAAUAUUUGUAAGGGUAACUUGUUUAUACUUAAAAAAAUUAUACAAACGUUAGAAGUUAUUAAAUAUUUCUUUUUGUUUAUUUGAAAACCAAUGAAUCAACAAAAAAAAAAUUACAGUAAAAAAUAAAUCUAAUUUAUUUUCUUGGUAAUGUUACUCUUGUAAAUUAUCUCAGUUUUAUUCAAAACCUUAAUUUCAUUUAUGUUAAUUUAGAUCAUUUUUAAAUUCAGUUUUGGUAAGAAAUUUCAUUUGCAUCUUAUUAUAAUCUUUGUUGCUCUUAUUUUUCAUUCUAUAACUUGAAUAGGAAACUAGGCUUUAAAAAAUUAAUUUGAAAGGUAUAGUUUUAAAUUGUUACGAAGGAAGAUGUAAUAUAUAGUUUAUAUAAAUGGUAUUAUAAUUGGAAGGUAAUGUAAGAAAAGUGCUUAAAAUAAACUGAGUUUCUUUUAAGCACUCAUAAUAAGUAGGCAAUGAGAGGAAAUAAACAAAGUUUCUUAUUAAGAAAAAUCUAUUUCAAGUCUAUAUCUGAUUUUGAUAUUAUUUUACUUAUUUCAUUAUAAAUAGUGAUUCCUUUUUACUCACCAUGCUCAUUUUUUAAAUAUAAUUGAAUUGUGCAUUUAACUAUUGUGUGUAUCAUUUUGCACUGUUGUAAUAUUAAAUUUUAUUUUCAAUUAAUAUUUUAUGUUUCUUGCCAAUAAUUUUUUUUUUCGCUUUAAGAAAGAUUAAUGGAAAUGUCACUGAAAUUAGUCAAUUUUUUUUCCUUCAAAAAAAAAAUAAAAUUUAAAUUAUGUUUUUGUAAACCAAAAUUGUCAUAACUACUAGGUUUUCACAAUAUUUUUUUCAUUGUUUGCUACAUCAACCUAUCCUAUUUAGUUUCAGUUGUUUAAUACUAAUAAACUGUCACACAGAGAAAGUUAUUUUUAUGUUUAUCUGGUGUUAUAAUUUGACAAUUAUUGUAAUGGAAAAGAAACGUUUCUGUACUUCGAUUAAUGUGUCGGUUAUGUGAGUCAUCUUAAUAGCUCCUGAAACUGUUUCCUCCUGUGUCUCAAAAUUUUUAAGAUGGCCAAUAAAAUAUACGAGAAUUCAAUUUUUUUAAAGGUCAUUUUUAUAUUUUAAUUAAGUUUUGCAUGCAACAAAAUAAUCAGUUUUAAAAUGAACAGUAACAAAAACUAGCCUGUGAUAAUAAGUUCAAAUGGAAUGAAUAUAACUUAUUUUUCAAUUUUUUAUUGUAGAAAUUUCAUUGCAACAUUUAAAAAAUUUUCUAGAUUUAUCCGAAUCAGAAUUAUCUAUAAUUGCAGCAUAAUGUAAAACAUCUGGAAACUGAGUUUAAAAGUUAUUACUUCUUUGUUCGAAAAGAGCACAUAAAUGUCAAAAUAAUAUACUGAAAAUAUCCAAAUCCCUGUUGAAAUCUCUAACAACAACUUCCCUAAAAUGAUCAAAAAGCAGAGUGGAUUUAUAUUGAAAUCAAGCAUGUCUGGGAAAUAAAUAAAUUGCUUAAAUUGAAAUUUAUGUGUUGUAAUAAUACUGCACAUAAACAACAAGGCCUUAGCGAUAGCUGCCAAAAAAUCAUAUAAAAAAGAUUGUGUGAAUUUACAACGGAAUGAGCUCUUAAAAAGUUAUUUUCCCAUUUGCUAGGGUGUUAUAAUCAUAUUGAAUUAAAAGUAGUUAAACCAAGUACAUGCUUGUAGAAUAAUUACCAACAAGAAAAAAAAAGCAGUGAAAAAGCCACCACAAUUAAAUCCACAUUGGACUCACAUUCAAUCUACAUAAAUGAAGUCUUUAUUUUCCCUUUGACAUCUCUAUUGUUUUAAUAAAGGUAUCUAAAAUAUGAAUGUUUUCAUGAUUCCUUUUAACCCUCCAGUUGUCUGGAUUUUUGAAGUUAUACUGUGUGUGUAUAAUAAACUUUUAUACAGGACUUGUUUCAAAAUAUUUUUCUAUAUAUUACCUUGUUUGUCUUUCAGCAAGGAUAUUCACUAAAACAGUAAAAUAAUGUUUAUUUUUCUUUUUUCAUGCGAAAUAUGAAUUUUAUUUGUGAUUGUUAUAAAUACCUAUCAUAAAAUCCAUAUUUUAAAUCUUCAGCAAAACUCUGUAUCUUACAAAUGAUAAUAUUUGGCAAUUAUUUAGUUAUUAAUUAAUUUUUCAUUAAAUUUUUUAAGAACAUAAAAAAUGCUUCCGAUUGAAAAUUGCUGCGUAAAUAUGAUUUGCAAUAUUGUGGAAAUUCUGGGAAUUUUAUGAAUGAAAUAAAUUUUUUUGUUGCUAGUUUUAGCACAUAAUGCCUAAACUAAAUAUCUACCGGUUGUGUUGGUAGCACAUGUUUCAACAACAUGAAGUUUUUGUGGCUUUAAAUUAAAGUUGGAAAUAUUUUCUCAUUUCUUUUUUAUCCUAGUUUUUCAGCAAUUUUGAAGUAUUUCUCUGUAAUGGGUAAAUCAGUUUUACAUGCUGCAGCUUUCUUGGAAAGAAUUGGAGAUAUAUUAUUCAUGGAUAGCAAAAAUCUAAGCCCAGAAAAGAAUGUAAUUGUUUUCUGAGAAAUAUAUAGAAUGAAGCUACCUAAUUUAUUUCAUGACUGAAGUAUAAUUUUGCGAUAUGGACACAAAAACUGUGAUUAGAUAUUUUCAUUGGAGAAAAAAAAUGAGUAAAAUUUUAUUUCAAAUUUUACAAAAACCUCCAACCAUUACCAGAGUGUAAAUUGUAAUUAAUUAGUCCUAAAUUUACUUUGAAAUCCUGACUGUAAAUCAAAAUAAAAGUUUCAAUCACUGCAUAUAUUUACAGUUCAAUAUUAGCUGUAAUUUACAAUUAUGAUUGUGUUUGCUAUUACUUCUGUUUAAAAUUAAAACCAAUGAUCAUUUGUAAUCAUGCAAUAGAUAGUAACCAAUAAUUACAAUUACUUGUAUUCAUACUUAAAAUUUUAUCCACAAUUUUGAUUGCUUUUAAUCAUGCUUAAAAUUGUAGUUGUUAAUUAUAAUUGUUUGUAAUCAAUUGUAUUUAGUCUGGCUGAGCUGUUAUUUUAUUGAAUAAUAAGAUUGUUAAAAUUCUAAGAAGAUAAGGCAUAUCAGAGUUAAUGUCCCAUUUUACAAAUAUUUUAUUGCGAUUCUUGUGGGAAUUAUUAAGUUCUCCAAAUUUUUAAACUAGGGUUUCCCAACCUUUUUGCUGAGGAAUCUUUUGAAAAAUAUUUUGGUUUUUGGGAGUCACAACAACUUAAUUUCUUACAUAAACUAUAAAUAUUCUUUUUGUAAUUACACCACCGACAAAGAUAAAAAAUCGAAAAGACAAAAAUGUAUGCAUAGUAAUACUUUUGAAUUAAAAAACAUUUUAAGUUUCCUAAAUAAAUUUAAAUUAUCGCAAGCCACAAUAGAAAACUCAGUUUUAUUUAUUGUUAUUUACUAUUUUAUUGCCUAUAAAUUUUUAAAUAAAUCUUUGAAUGAUAUUUGUUUUAAACAUGUUUUGAUUGUUGAAUAUUUCCUUUUAAAAACUGGUGUGUGUUAAAGGUUCAAUUUUUUUACAUUAAAUAAGAACCUCUACAUUUUGGAAUUUUAAUGUUUUAAAAAUGUAUUGAUAUUAAGCUAUUUAUAAUCUGUCUUGUGUUAGUAACUCUUUUUGACUUGAAGUUAAGGCUCCCAGGACCCGUACUACGAUCUUCCUGGAAUGAAUUCCCUCUGAGAAGUGACGUAUGGAAUGUCUUAUUCCAGACAAUGUUUAAAACCUUACCAUGAGCGUGAAUCGGUUAGAACAACUUUCUGGACAUGAUGUUAACAAUUAGCCUAUUUAAAACGUACUUUAAUUUUCAAUGCUGUAAAAGCUUUCUUAAGGACUUUAAUUUUCUUAACUUCCUAAAUUAGUAAAGAAAAUUAACAAUUGUAAAACAUUAACAAAAUUUGAAGUAAACUGUUCCUAUAAUAUUUGCUUAGUAUAGCAUUUUUCUAAUCUUAAUUUUUCAAUUUAGUCCAUUUGAAUAUUAAUUAAAAUCAUGUUGAAUAUUAGUUAAAAUCAUUCAGACAAAAAUUAAUCAAAACUAAAAUAUCUGGAUUUGGUGAGGCUAAAUAAUGCCACAAAAAUUACAAUUAGUGUUGAUUAGAAAACAGCAUUUCCAAUGGAAUAACCAUUAACGGGUGAUUGAAAGUUUGUCACCUACGCCAUGUCGGAAGUUAGUAAAUAAAUAUCGACGAUUCCGUGUGGAAAGAGGGGAGGAGGCAGCUGGAAUGAAACCAUCCAGAAUCCUGUUGGAAUUGUAAUCUGAUAGUAAGAGUCCAGGCUUUUUAAAUUGUAGGAGUCAAAAUCGUUAAGAUGCAGGCAGGCUUUAUGAUGAAAGUAAUAAAUAACAUAUUAUCAUAGAUUCUGAUAUGCAUUUUCUUCUGCUGUUUUGAUAACGGUUAUUGAAAUAUAGUGUUAAGAUAUCCCUCUAAUGAACUUUAAUCCUAAUAGUUUUAUACCUGUUGAUGAUGUCUAUUUUAAAAAUUAUAUAAACUAAUCAUGAAUUAAAAUAUAUAACAUUUUAUAAAAUGAAUUAGUUUAGGCGUUAUGUGUGCAUGGAUAUUUAUUUUCUUUGUAUUCUGCAAAGCUCUUUAAAAAAAUGUAUCAUUCCUAGUUCUUAUGACUAAAAGAAUGAUGAAGUUUCAUUGUACACAGAAUGAUGUCUUUUUUUGUGUGUACAUAAGUGUAAAUAAUUUUAUGUAAAUAUAUUUAUAUUCAUGAGAUGUUUCUUUAUAUUUCAAUGAUUAGUACAUUGUUCUCUUCAUAUCUCGUAUAGAUGUUGACUGUAUCUUCACUUUCUUUUUUUUCUAAUGUCUAUCUUAAGUAAAAUAAAAUACAUUAUUUCCAAA
Parasteatoda tepidariorum (common house spider) is the source of this 8394-nucleotide messenger RNA. RefSeq names its product Mitogen-activated protein kinase rl (gene rl). Gene Ontology annotation, biological process: protein phosphorylation. The record is from RefSeq and is a predicted model, not a curated record. Gene Ontology annotation, molecular function: MAP kinase activity; ATP binding. NCBI's taxonomy places the organism in Eukaryota, Metazoa, Arthropoda, Arachnida, Araneae, Theridiidae.